Molecule: messenger RNA, 2877 nt
Organism: Phragmites australis (common reed)
Lineage: Eukaryota; Viridiplantae; Streptophyta; Magnoliopsida; Poales; Poaceae
Product: cycloartenol synthase
Exons: 18
Coding region: 254-2539 (761 amino acids)
Biological process (GO): triterpenoid biosynthetic process
Cellular component (GO): lipid droplet
Molecular function (GO): intramolecular transferase activity
Source: RefSeq, a predicted model, not a curated record
CGGAAGCGCUCAAACAAAACGGCAGCUAAACCCCACCCAAAUUCCAAAUCGAACCCCUCCUCCAGCUAGCCAGCCUGUCCCCUCGCCCUCACGAAACAGCCACGGCCACCUGCGGGAGGGAGUGGGAGCCACGCACGAGGAGGCCGCGGAUCGGAUCGGAUCUCGCCCCCGCCGUCGUUGCCGCAUUUCCUCUGGAUUCCGUGGCGGUGGUGGUGGGAUCCUUGCGAGGGACGAGGAAGGAGGGGAGAGGAGGAUGUGGCGGCUGAGGAUCGCGGAGGGCGGGGCCGACCCGUGGCUGCGCACGAAGAACGGCCACGUGGGCCGCCAGGUGUGGGAGUUCGAUGCCGCCGCGGAGCCCGACCCCGACGAGCUCGCCGCCGUCGAGGCCGCGCGCCAGGGGUUCGCCGAGCGGAGGCACCAGCUCAAGCACAGCGCCGACCUCCUCAUGCGCAUCCAGUUCGCUAAAGGAAAUCCUCUUAAGCUGGACCUUCCAGCUAUCAAGCUGGAAGAGCAUGAAGAUGUUACAGAGGAAGCCAUAUCGACUUCUUUGAGAAGAGCAAUCAGCCGCUUUUCUACUCUCCAGGCACAUGAUGGGCACUGGCCUGGGGAUUAUGGUGGUCCUAUGUUCCUUAUGCCAGGCUUGAUUAUAGCGUUGUAUGUGAGUGGAGCACUGAACACUGUGUUAUCAUCGGAACAUCAGAAGGAGAUCCGCCGGUAUCUCUAUAAUCAUCAGAAUGAAGAUGGAGGCUGGGGGUUGCACAUUGAGGGCCCAAGCACCAUGUUUGGCUCAGCCUUGACCUAUGUUAGUUUGAGAUUGCUUGGAGAGGGACCAGAUGGUGGGGAUGGAGCUAUGGAGAAAGGUCGAAAGUGGAUUUUAGACCAUGGAGGAGCAACAUUUAUAACAUCAUGGGGAAAAUUUUGGCUCUCGGUACUUGGUGUAUUUGACUGGUCUGGUAACAACCCAGUGCCACCAGAAGUUUGGUUGUUACCAUAUUGUCUGCCAUUUCACCCAGGGAGAAUGUGGUGCCAUUGUCGAAUGGUGUAUCUACCGAUGUGUUACAUUUAUGGAAAGAGGUUUGCCGGCCAAAUUACGCCACUUGUGUUAGAAUUAAGAAAGGAACUCUACAAAGACCCCUACAGCGAGAUUGAUUGGGACAAGGCUCGCAAUCAAUGUGCUAAGGAAGAUCUGUACUAUCCACAUCCAUUCGUUCAAGAUGUCUUAUGGGCCACUCUCCAUAAAUUUGUUGAGCCAGUUAUGUUGCAUUGGCCUGGGAGCAAAUUGAGGGACAAAGCUUUGGAAACUGUCAUGCAGCACGUUCACUAUGAAGAUGAGAACACUCGAUACAUUUGCAUAGGUCCUGUAAACAAGGUAUUAAAUAUGCUUGCUUGCUGGAUUGAAGAUCCAAACUCAGAGGCAUUCAAACUGCAUAUUCCACGAGUCUAUGAUUACUUGUGGGUUGCUGAAGAUGGCAUGAAGAUGCAGGGCUAUAAUGGCAGCCAGCUCUGGGACACAGCUUUCACAGUUCAAGCCAUUGUGGCUACCAACCUUAUCGAAGAGUUUGGUCCCACCCUUAAACUAGCGCAUGACUACAUGAAGAAGUCACAGGUUCUUGAUGACUGCCCUGGAGAUCUGAAUGACUGGUACCGCCACAUAUCUAAAGGUGCAUGGCCGUUUUCUACAGUUGAUCAUGGUUGGCCUAUAUCGGAUUGCACUGCUGAAGGACUAAAGGCCUCAUUAUUACUAUCAAAGAUAUCGCCAGAAAUUGUUGGCGAACCAAUGGAAGCUAAUAGGUUUUAUGAUUCUGUCAAUUGUCUGAUGUCUUAUAUGAAUGAUAAUGGUGGUUUUGCAACAUAUGAACUCACAAGAUCUUAUGCCUGGCUAGAGCUUAUUAAUCCUGCUGAGACCUUUGGGGACAUUGUGAUUGAUUACCCGUAUGUUGAAUGUACAUCAGCAGCAAUUCAGGCCCUGACAUCAUUCAGAAAGCUCUACCCUGGGCACCGCAGGAGAGAGGUGGACAACUGUAUCAGCAAGGCUGUUAGUUUUAUUGAGAGUAUUCAAAGAAGCGAUGGUUCAUGGUACGGUUCUUGGGCUGUUUGUUUCACCUACGGCAUUUGGUUUGGAGUGAAGGGAUUAAUUGCUGCUGGUAGGACGUUCGAGAAUAGUCCUGCAAUCAGAAAGGCAUGUGACUUUCUGCUGUCAAAAGAACUUCCUUCUGGUGCUUGGGGAGAAAGCUAUUUGUCGUCUCAAGACCAGGUCUACACCAAUCUUGAAGGCAAGCGGCCCCAUGCAGUGAACACUGGUUGGGCCAUGCUGGCCCUAAUUGAUGCAGGACAGGCUGACAGAGAUCCAAGGCCGCUACAUCGAGCAGCGAAGGUUUUGAUCAAUUUGCAAUUGGAGGAUGGAGAAUUUCCUCAGCAAGAGAUCAUAGGAGUCUUCAACAAAAACUGCAUGAUCAGUUACUCCCAAUACAGGAACAUCUUCCCGAUUUGGGCUCUCGGAGAGUACCGGUGCCGAGUUCUCGCUGCUGGCAAGAAAUAGCUCCCGGUUACUGUGGCAGGAAAUUGCUCCCGAUUUACUGGAUCAUGAGCUUGACUGCGUAGCUCACUCAUGUCGCUCUACCUUGGCACACAAGGACUAGCUUGUUGCUUGGAACGGGUUUUGAGAAUCUAGUCCUAAUAAUGUAGCUGCGUCAGGUGAUAUUCUCUCAGUUCUAAUAAUAUAUAUUCAAGGGGUGAACAAUGUAGCUAGAUUCAGGUCAGUUGAUAGAUUCUGUUACUCGUCCUCUGCAGUGGUCUAGUGAUUUUUCUGUAGCAUGUUGAUAAAUUGACGCAAUUCUCGGAGCAAUGCUUGAAGGUUGGUAGACCUGUUUUGUAUCA